AUGUCUCGACCUACUCCUGUUUUUUUGUAUGAUAAGUUUAUGACACUUAGAAAGUCUUUUGAAGAUAAAACAAGUGCUAGUAAAGUUCUUAGAAGAAAGAAAAUAGGAAGACUUAUUGAUACUGGCAGAUUAUUGUGUAGAAAAUGGUAUUUAUAUUCAAAACAAUUAGACCCAAGCAAAAUUGCUUGCUACAAAUUAAUAGAAAAAAAUCCUGCUACAAAGUUAAUUUUAUCUGAACAAAAAAAAAUUAUUCACGUUUAUGACGAUCAAUAUCAAUUUCUAUAUUCUACCGAAAGUAUCCAUGAAGCAGCAACACGUUUGGCUCUCUGUCCUACCCUGAUUAAAUUUCAUUUAAAGAAGACUAAACCUUUGAUGGUUAAAAGUUUGGAUAGAAUUUAUUACAUUGUCACUAAUAUUGUAAAAAUUAAGAGAAUGAAUACAAAAAAAAGAGUAAAGUAUCUUAAAGAUGCGAACAUUAUGUCUCCUUCAGAUGUUGAUGUUCCUACAGAUGUUGAGAAUAAGGAAACUUCUGAUGAUUCUGAAAAUUUAUCGUUACCGGAACCAGAAUUCUUUGAUUCUAUUCGUCGUUUUGCCAGUGAUCAUUAUACGAAUUCCUAUAAAUUACCUGAAAUUUUUGGACAAAUGGAUGAAUCUGCCUUAUUGACAAUGGGAGUUUUACUACAAGAAUAUAUCGGAAACAUAUUAUCAGAUAAUUCAUGA
This is a messenger RNA of Cetraspora pellucida, 720 nucleotides long. NCBI's taxonomy places the organism in Eukaryota, Fungi, Glomeromycota, Glomeromycetes, Diversisporales, Gigasporaceae. The record is from the annotation of a GenBank genome assembly.